AUGGAAAUCCUAGCAAGGGUGAGUAAAAAAAGGAAAACAUGCCUAGAUUUAUUUCUAGCAGAUUUACUUUGAAACCUCAUUUCAUAUCUAACGUACUUUUAGAUUAUACGGAGAUAUGAUAUCACUGUGAUACAGGAAAUCCGCGAUAAGAGUGACGUUGCUUUCGAUGUUCUCCUGGAUUAUGUCAACAACUGCGUAUCACCCCGAUGUGGUCCAAAGACGCACCACUAUUUAGGAAUCACUACAGAUCGUUACGGGCGGUCAGUUUCCAAAGAACAGUAUGGUCUUAUAUACAGGUAAAUAGUAACCGGAAUAUCUAUUGCAUAUGCACGUAUAUAUUAAUAGGUACAGAAUUGCCGGAUGACAGAAUUUUUUGACGGCCAACAGCGGCGGCAUAAUUGGACACAGCAAAAUAGUAGUAAUAUUCGUACUAUCACUUCUUUUAAAUCCUGGCUGAUUGAUUAGAGUGCAUGCGGAUGUAAAAUUACAACGUCCAGUAACAUAAAAAAUUUUAGUGACACAUGUUAUUGCGCGCACAUUCAUUUCAUAUGUAACGUAUGUGCUCAAGUGUUUCUCAUUCUUAUGGCAGGAGUGGCCUACUUCCCUAUACAAUCUAGCAGCACAUCAAGAAUCCCAAAAAUGCUGCUGUCUCAGAUUAUUCAUGUUAGAGCUGGGAUGACGCUUUUUACAUUUCAAUCAUGCAAGACGUUUAAUUUAUAAAUUUAUGACAACUAGGCUUGUUUUGUGAUGGAUUAAGAUUCUGGUUGCACAAUAUUCCCAGCUUCUGUUUAGUGACAUUGAUAGCAGAAUGUGAUAUCUUGUCGAGUAAUCAAAAGUCAAUGCGCGACGCGCGUUAAUUCAUAAUUCGUUUGAAGGAGUUAUGUUUAGAGAAUACUGCUUACAUCAAUGCUAACUUUAAUCAAUUUGUUUUCAGCGUAAACGUUGGAGGCCUUACAACAGAAUUUGCGCUAACAUCCACUCACGCGUUCGAACGCACGCCCUACUGUUUUGUGUUCAAUGGAAAGGGGGGUACGUUUAUAUAUCCAUAUUUUUAAGCCCUUGAUGCCAAUAUCUUAUACGAGUCUGACAUUGACGUCGCUUUAAAUUUUUUGAACCCUCUUUAUAAGCGGUGAAGGGAUGAGUUACCUAAAGGAAUCAAACACGCAAUGAUCUUACAAUUGACUGUGAUGAGCAAGCAAGCUGUUGCAAUCACCAUUCAUUAAAUGUAAUCCUCAGUCCAACCUGUCAUCACACAGUUGAGCAGUGCAUAGUAAAUAUUGCAUAUUCAAACACUUUCAUUUUAUGUAUUAAGAUAACUUUUUGGAAUACUAUCAGAGGUUUGUAACAUGUUAAAUGCAGUUCAACCACCAUGAUCAAGAUUGCGUAUAUCAUCAAGGGCAAAUAGAACGAGGUUCAUGUAAGCUGCGAUUAUAUCUUCUUUGGGAAUUUUCACAGUAGAUGUAUACGGACGCAGUUACAUCGGACUAACUGGAAAAAGAUGAAAAAGGCCACAGUUUUUGUGGUAUCAGCGCCAGCAUCAUUGGGCUGAGAUUGGUCGGGGUAACGCAUAGUAAGUCUGAAACUGCAAUUCACACGAAUUCACUUUUCUUCUGCCCGCCGAUACACACAUAACUAUAUAAUGGCAGACAGGUGCUCUCCGAUUGUCUUCCGGAACUCAAUCGUCACGUUGCGGGACUGGAUACGCUUGGGAGAGAGUCCCAACGCACAACAACAACAGUGAGUUCCAUAAUGCGAUCGAUGAGCGCUCCUCUAUCACUUUAAAUAACUGAUCGCAACCGAUAGGACAACGAGCCCGUUGUUCAGUGGUUAGGGCCUUGGACCUUUGGCCAACGGGUCGUGGAAUCUAGAACUAGAUGUUGUACACCUUAGGGGUUGGGUUUGGCUAGCUGAAGUUGGCCAAUACGCUAGAAAUAGCCAUCCCAGUCUCCGCUCGGUUUUGUCAGUAAUUUCACUUUACACAUUAUACAUGUGGGUUUUGGCUAUCCCGUCUGUCGGGAGUAUGGGGUAAUACGAUUUCCAUAUGGAUUUCACACUACUGGCAGUACUGCUUGUUUGUCGAAUGGCCACUUUGUGGUUAUUCCACAGUAGUUGAUUGUCAUUGACCCGAAUGCUCAUUGAAGUUUCGGGUCUGACCCUAAAAAGUCAUGUCCUGGAAACCUGACUCAUGUUCUGCACCGCAUAAUUUCUGAAAGCAUUCGCUUAAUUAUUCUCUGGAGUUCGUUUACCGAAAACCGCACAGAGGACGCUGGAGGACACAGUGAGGAGCCGAAACCCUGGAAGCUGUGUUACGCCCUAGCAGAAUAUCGGUGAAACACGUUUCUGGGCUUCUAACUGAAACCUGUGUCGGGAGUACGGUGUAACACCUUUGCCAUAAAUGUGUAUGUAUAUAGCAGCCAGGAGGGAAGACUGAGAAUGCAUGUGGAUUAAAACAGAACUGUUUCGGGAUUAUUUUGCCUUAAUUCGGCCUAUAAAAACUCUGACUAGCAGCUUAGACCAGAAACACAAACAUGCGCACAGACACACAUCGCGCAGGUGGUCCAUCACCGGGGUCUACCAGAUGGGUCAUAAGCAUUUCAUCGAACCGAAGUUCAUCAGUGCCUCUCCACUUUCCAUCUUCUUUCGCUGCUGAUCGUGUAUUUAUUCAAUCAGGAAUGGGCGUACAUCGAUUUAUUGGCUUUCCGAGGCAAGCAAGCGCCGUCCGUCCUCUCUGCUAAUAUGACUUGGCCGGCUUCGGCCUGGUAGUUGGUUGCCUGUUCAUGACCUUUGUCGCCCACACGAAGCCAGUUUGUGUCGGGAAGCCAAUGGUAUGGUGUGCGCCCAUUCCUGGCUGGAUGUACGUAUAUAUGUAGAUCAGAGGUCAUAUGCGUUCCGAGUCGAUCUAAUUAGAAAGGGAUUGGUUAUUCGGAAAAGUCGAGUUGUGUUCGUGAAUUCUUGAGCUGGUGACACCAAGCCGUCGUCAGACGAAAUGAAAACCAGGGAUAAAGUUAGUUUGUUACACUAGAAUACUUAACGCGACAAGAUAGACAGGCUAUUGGCCUAUGAGAGGACGGGCCACAGAGUCAUGGUAGGUUUCUGAGCGAGGGGAGUUAAGGCGGACCAAUUACGGCUCCCUGUGCUGGAGGGGGAAGGUGGAUGGUGGAUGAAUUGGACUCCGGGUGGCUGGAUUUGCGGCCGUUGAUGUGGCAUUAGGGAAGGAGUCAGCAAGUCGUGAACGUAGGCCCCCGAAAUGGGGGUUCAGGUCAACAUGGCGGUUAAUAUUACCAGCAUUGGAGUACCAAGCCUUGAGAAAUUCUCUUGCUCGUUUUGUGUUAGCGAUGGCGAUGACCUCAGUGCCAUCCCAAUUGAAUCGGCGGUCGCGCUCGAGUGCGUGAGCAAAGACGAGGAAAAGAGGGUCUCGCCAACGGAAAGCUACUUUGCGUUCAUUACUCCGGAUGCCCAGGCUUCGACCCGUGUGACCAACAUACACGCAGGAGCAAUUCGCGCACGGAAUGCGAUAAGUUACUUUGUUUUUUGCUCUUUGGGGAUAGGAUCCUUGAUUCGAGAUCGUGUUGUGCGUAGUGAGAUGCUGGUUUGUGGGCGGCGUGAAUACCAACAGCCUGUCUGUCCUGUCGACUUAACGAGGGUAGUGUGACAAACUUUUUCCCUUGUUUUCAUUUCGUCUGACGACGGGUUAGUGUCACCAGCUCGGAAAUUCACGAGUACAGCUCGCUGUUUUCGAAGAAUCUCUUCUUAUUUUCAUGUAUAUAUAACCAUACAAAUUCCACACCUGGAGAAACGCAGACAAUAUUAUGUUCUAUAAAAUCUUAGGCUUUGCUAUCAUUAAUAUUUCGGCGGUCAGUCAGCUGAACGAAAGCUUACAAAGGAAUCGUGAGUUACACAAAAUCCGUUACCGUUAAGAAACUAAAUAUAUUUGGGCAAGUUUUCUUUAAAUUGCCGUGCCAAUUGACCUCUAUCUUUUUUACUUGCACCUCAAUGGAAUCUCAAACGAAACAAUCCUGCAGUCAGAAAUCAUUUUUUUUGAAACAAGGUCUAACAUAGAACUACUAAUGCAAUAGUGGUUUUUUUCUUUUUAGCUAUCAACACGUUUUCAGUGCUUGUCACUCAUAUAUCUCCCAGAAAUGUUUUCAAUGAGAUGCAAUAUUUACAUAACAUCAGUUCGCGGUGUAUGAUACCCGGAGGCCAAGCGGUGAGUUGUUCGUUUUGUUAGAACCUGACACCUGAUAAUGGAUAUAGCUUUUGACACUUGUCAAUGACAUCAGGUGGAAGAAGGUCGUUCAUCGAUCGCGCUACAGAAUUCACUCGUCCCGUUGUGCCGUGGGACUUUCUCGGGUCCCGUCGGCACUCCCACAGCCACUCUUGAGAUGGCAGAAUAGCAAUACCGACAAAGACAAGAGAGGCUGGAAUGGUUAUUUCCGGCUUUUUUGCCGUCGUCUGCCAGUCACACCCUACCCCGAGGUGUGAAUGCCUGAGACACGAUCUCAAAACCUGUUGGUUAGACUAAUGUCUCUUACUGCUUAUUGUCCUGUCAGUUGCGAACUGAGCAGAAAACAGUUUCGGCUACGCCAAUAGUACAGCUGAAACCUUCAAAUAUGUCUUACCAAAACAAAUGGCAACUAACUCACCUACCAUCCAAACCAUUAAAAUAUAGAACAAAGGUUGUUUGCAAUAGAAAUUUCGUAUAUUAAAAGUAACGAAUUUUAGUAUUUAGAAAAAGACUAAUGGUUGCUUGAAUACAACACACCUUUCUUUUAUUCAAGAACAUGAUUGUAACAGGAGAUAUGAAUGCCGAUUGUGGAUACCUAUCAAAGGCAAAUAAAGAUCGUUUGAACUUUGUGAAAGAUGCAAAUUACAAGUGGCUUAUAACAGAUGACAUGGACACCACUUUAGCUUCAAAACAAUGUGCAUACGACAGGUAAGCAAUUUUAAUUAUGAAAAUUUAUCGGACACUUAAGAUGACCAUAAGACACUCACAGAGGAGGUUCUGUCAUAGAGCCAGGUGAAAGACGAAAUAAUAUCAGUAAACUAAAAUCAAAAGUGUAAGCAGUCAGGCGUAGGCUCGGGGUGCCAUGAAAUGUGUUUGUUAGAAAUUCCCUUAAGCAUCAGGUUGUGCAGGCUUUGUCGGUUUAAUAAAUUAAAUUCGCUUAUCAUUUCAGUAGCUGUAUAAAAGCAAUAUUUCCCAUGAUAAAGUCGGAACAAAUGCGUCAAAAUUUAUUAUACGUAUUCUACUAAAUAUUACUUUCAUCUUCAAGGUUCAUUGUUCGUGGAAGCGACAUACUUUCGCAGUUAGUUGCCGGAUCGCCUCAGCCAUUCAACUUCUGCCGAGCGUAUGGUAUUAGAAUGGACAAGGUAUGUAACCGUGCGUCGUUGUUAACAAAGAACUUUAUUUAGGAUAUAGUUUUUAAAUUAACAGUUUAUUUGAAAAGUACACAAAUUAUCAAGUAAAGUUUCCAUUGUCUAAAAUACAGGAUAUAAUAUUUGUGACAGAAUAAAUAUAUUUUUUACAGUGCUUGGAAGUCAGUGAUCAUUUUCCGAUUGAAAUGGAACUCCGAGAAUUCUAGGACCUUUAAGAGGCAGAAGGAUACAACAAUAUAA
Molecule: messenger RNA, 5613 nt
Organism: Spirometra erinaceieuropaei
Lineage: Eukaryota; Metazoa; Platyhelminthes; Cestoda; Diphyllobothriidea; Diphyllobothriidae
Source: the annotation of a GenBank genome assembly